Alosa sapidissima (American shad) is the source of this 1020-nucleotide messenger RNA. RefSeq lists its product as uncharacterized. The record is from RefSeq and is a predicted model, not a curated record. Lineage: Eukaryota; Metazoa; Chordata; Actinopteri; Clupeiformes; Clupeidae. The coding region runs from base 283 to 1002 and encodes 239 amino acids. The transcript has 3 exons. Gene Ontology annotation, cellular component: trans-Golgi network.
AAUUUACUUCCUUGUUUGUGUUUACUAUUCUCCUUAACUAGUUCUCCUUUACUAGUUAACUAGUUACGCAGCCAUAUGCCCCUAGACAUUUUAACAUCCAGGCGUAACCGUAAAUGUGAAGGCAAUCUAUUCGCUUGUUUACAGCUGGCGACUGUUGGGCAUGUCGCCUAUAAGGAAUUUUGCAGCCGGCAUUCACUGCAUUUUUGCCAGUGAGGUGUAGACUGGAGUUUUAAUUAAACUUCCCCUGAGUGUACCAGCAAACACUAGCGAGCCGCCGGAGAAAUGAGGGGAUGCAUUAUCUUAAUCAGUUUUGCGGCUGUUUUUUAUCCGAUUACACCGAUUCCAUCGGCGUCGCCUCUGGACUCCGAACCUGUACCGACCGCGUCGGUCCAUAAGAAGAGCGGCUGCAUCAGAGUGAACCACUGUAAAUGCAUCAUGAUGGACGGGUCCGGGAUUAUUGACCUGGGCGCGCUCGGGGACGCGGAUGGCUUUCUAGAGCACCUCAAACCGCUGCGCUCAGUCGGCUCCCUGGCCACCACCGAGGUGAUGUUGUCCUUCAGCCCCUGUCAGCCCUUUUCCGAGCCCGAGGACGUCACUGGGACGAGCUGCACUGACGUGGCCGCUUGUCUGGUAGUCAGAUUUCAUAAAAACAGUUCAAGACCCAUGGAUCGGUAUCUCAACUAUGGAAGGCACAUAGAUAAUCAGUUCUAUUACAACAGUUCUACGAAGACACUAAGUGUGUCCUACUCGGUGCUGGCGUACAAUCACCCUCUGACGGUGGUCCACUACCACUGCAGCCCGAACCGCUCGCUCUCGUCCACCCUGACCUUCAGCGCGGAGGUGCCCCUGCAGAUCUGGGUAGAGAGCCCCUGUGCAUGCCCAAACGCCUGCACUCUGGAGGAUGUGGGGCCUGGCACCAUCUUACUCAUCAUCCUCUGCCUCAGCGCUACGGCCUACUUCAUCUUAGGUAACUCAUGGGAAAUCCCCCUGAAUGCAGACUAAAAUGUACUAUAAUUUACA